UUUCUUCGAGUUCACGGGUCGUGUGAUUGCCUUGGCGUUGAUGCACAAAGUUCAAGUGGGUGUGCUGUUCGAUCGUGUAUUCUUCUUACAAUUGGCCGGAAUGAAAAUUUCUCUGGAAGAUAUUAAGGACACGGAUCGAAUCAUCUACAAUAGCUGCAAACAGGUGUUAGAAAUGGAUCCAGAGUAUUUCGAUGCAAACGCUGGUCUUGGUCUAACAUUCGUGUUGGAAACCGAGGAGCUGGGAAAGAGGGAUUUAAUAGAGCUAUGUGUAGGCGGGAAAUCCCUGGCUGUUAACAGCAAGAACAGGAAACUAUACGUCGAUCUCCUCAUCGAGCGUCGAUUUGCAACACCAAUCGUUGAGCAAGUAAAACAAUUUUCCAGGGGUUUCAAUCAUAUGCUUUCGGAUUCUGCACCGCCCAGAUCCUUUUUCAAGAGGUUAUACCUAGAGGAUCUCGAUGGAAUGCUUCGAGGAGGAGAAAACGCGAUAAGCAUAGAUGAUUGGAAAGCUCAUACAGAGUACAACGGAUUCAAAGAGACUGAUCGCCAAAUA
Molecule: messenger RNA, 550 nt
Organism: Camelina sativa (false flax)
Lineage: Eukaryota; Viridiplantae; Streptophyta; Magnoliopsida; Brassicales; Brassicaceae
Source: RefSeq, a predicted model, not a curated record